Messenger RNA from Lonchura striata (white-rumped munia), 1225 nucleotides. The record is from RefSeq and is a predicted model, not a curated record. NCBI's taxonomy places the organism in Eukaryota, Metazoa, Chordata, Aves, Passeriformes, Estrildidae.
AUGAGGUUGACUCAAACCCAACGCCAACAAUGCCAAACCCUCCGGUUGUCACCGAACCCAACAUCUCGGGCACCACCCACCCCCGGCGCCGGGGCCGUCCCAAAUUUGCCGUCCGGGGAGGACGUCCGGCGCCGUCCCACGCGUCGCCGGCGCCGCUCGCCGCAGGUGAAGGAGCUCGGAGCCGCCAUCUACAACUGCAGCUGCUUGGCCGAAGAUUUGGGCAAAAUCUUCGAGGCCUACUGGGCCCUGGGCGUUCCCGGCGCGUCCAUCCCGGCGCCGUGGCCGGACAGCUUCUCCACCGCCAUCAACGCCGAGACGCCGCUGGAGACCACGCUCAACGGCACCGCGGCCGCCGUCUACUUCUCGAGCUCGCCGCCGCCGCUCUGCGCCGCCGGCCGCACCGGGGACCUGGAGGCGCUGCUGGGCGCGGUGGACGGCGCCGAGGCGUUCGUGGACGUGGCGGUGAUGAGCUACGUGGCCGGCACGGAGUUCUCGCGGCCGCGGCGCUUCUGGGCGGCCAUCGACGAGCGGCUGCGGCGCGCCGUGGUGCAGCGCGGCGUGCGGCUGCGGCUGCUGGCCGGCUGCUGGGGCCACAGCCGCGCCGAGAUGUUCCCCUUCCUGCGGUCGCUGGCCUCCCGGGGUCGGUGCCAAUCCCCGGUGUCGGUGCCGGUCCCCGGUGUCGGUGUCGGUGCCAAUCCCGGGGUCGGUGCCAACCCCGGUGUCGGUGUCGGUGCCAAUCCCGGGGGGUCGGUGACAAUCCCUGGGGGUGGUGACGGUGCCAAUCCCGGGGUCGGUGCCGGUCCCCGGUGUCAGUGCCGGUGCCAACCCCGGUGUCGGUGUCGGUGCCAACCCUGGUGUCGGUGCCGUCCCGGCGCGCAGCGGCUGUUCCUGGUGCCGGCCAGCGCGGCGCAGAGCCGCAUCCCCUUCGCCCGCGUCAGCCACACCAAGUACAUGGUCACCGACUGCCCAAAACGUCCAGGCACGUCCAACUGGUCCGGGGAUUAUUUCGAGCGCACGGCGGGUGCGGCGCUGGUGGUGGCGCAGCCGGGGCCCGGCGCGGGCUCGUUCCGGCAGCGGCUCCGCGACGUCUUCGAGCGGGACUGGAGCUCCGGCCACAGCGUGGACAUCGCCGAGGCCGAGCGCUGGAGCGACCGCUGCGGGCCCCGCUAGAGCCGGGGCCGGCCGUUUUGAGGGGAAAAAUAAAGAAAAACGGGUUUUUGGGCGA